Molecule: messenger RNA, 2841 nt
Organism: Microcebus murinus (gray mouse lemur)
Lineage: Eukaryota; Metazoa; Chordata; Mammalia; Primates; Cheirogaleidae
Source: RefSeq, a predicted model, not a curated record
CCGGUUUUCUUUCCCCUUUGACCAUGUCGAAGGAUGGGCUGGUGGGCAGGCCGUCUGUAGAGCUGCGGGAAGGCACAGAAGCAGUGCAGGUCACUCCGGGCUCCCCUGGGGCCAGCAGGGGCAGAUGGCAGGUGGAGGCUGCGAUCUCAGCUCCAGGAUGGACAAACACAGCCAGAGCAUAGAAGACAGCCUGGAGGAGCAGAUUUGCCCUGAGCUCAUCUUCAGGCACUUCAAAGAAAAUAAGGUGGAGAUUGCAAGUGCAAUAACAAAGCCAUUCCCUUUCCUUAUGAGUCUCCGAGAUCGCUCCUUCAUCUCUGAGCAGAUGUUUGAAAAUUUUCAAGAAGCUUGUAGAAACCUGGUCCCAGUGGCAAGAGUGAUGUAUGAUGUCCUCAGUGAACUGGAGAAGACCUUUGACCUGUCACUUCUGGAAGCAUUGUUCAGCAACGUUCACCUGAAGACCUACCCUGAUUUAAAUGAGGUUUUCAGAAGCUUCCAAAAAGUGAUUGGUGACUUCUAUUACCAAAUCCAUGAAGAAGAGAUGCAGGAGGUGCUCAGUAUCGAGUCACGCCAGGAAGGAAGGAUAACCUUGCCAGGAGCUGGAGCCCCAGAGCACCUCAGUGACGGGGAGCAGAUGGACACAAGGGAAGAAGAUUCAUCUCAUGACCCAGAUGAUGAAUUAAAGACUCAAGAAACCACAAAUGAAUGUGCCCAAGAAUCUGAGCAAGAAGAGAGCAGUAAUACCUGUCCUGAAACAUGUGACAUGGAAGAGCCUCAGGAAGCCUUGAGGUCCCCGCCAAGUUGUGGGCCAGUUUCCUGUGAGCAAGUAGCUCUCCAAAGGACUAAUGGGGAAGAUGCCAAAGAAAUACCUAAAUCGCUGCCAGAUGGUGGGAGAGAGUCUUGGAAUCCUACUGUACAAAAGGAUGAAGAAGAAUCAGAAGAAAUGCCCAGGUUAAUACCUUAUGAUAGAGAAGAGACCUGUGAUUCCCAAACUCCACAAAAGGCUAAUGAAAGAGAACCAGAGAAGGAGCUCAGUCUAGUGGCAGAUGAAGGAGAAGGGGGCAGCCAUGCCUGUUUGGAAAUGUGUGGCAGAAAAGAGCCCGAGGAAGCCUCGAGCCUCCCGCCCACAUGUGGGCCAGAGAGCACUGCCUGUUUAGAAGCCUGUGCUGGAGAAGAGCCCCAGGAAGCUUUGAGCCCCCUGCAAAGACUUGGGCCAGUGUCCUGUGGUCCCAAAGCUCCCCAGGUAACUAAUGAAGAAGAACCGGAGGAGGUGCUCAGCCAGCUACUGUGUGAUGAAGAAGAGGACAACAGUCCUUGUUUAGAAAUGUGUGAUGGAGAAGAGCCCCAGGAAACCUUGAGGUUACCACCAGAAAGUGGGCCAGGUGAGGAAGUACCUGGUGAACUAGAAGAUCAGCAAGAGAAUGAGGAAGGAAAAUCAGAAGAGCUUACUUCUAGCCCAGCGUGCUAUGAUGAACCAGGAGCAGAGCAACCAGGAUAUGGAAAUGAGAAGUGUCCCUGUGUCAUGUGUUUCUCAAAAGAUGUGCCAGGAGGCCCAGAAGCAAGGACAGAAACUGGCCAAGCAGGCGGCACGAUGGAUACUGUGGAUAUUGCAAAUAACUCUACUUCUAGAACACCCAAGAGGAAAAGAAAAAAAAAGAAAGGGCAUUCCUGGACCAGAAGAAAAGGGACACAGCAGAAAAAAAUACGCCAAAAUGAUAACACCCCAGCUGGUGGUCAGUUGGUGGCAAGUAAAAAGAACAGGAAUCUCCGAGGCCCUGCCAAGUUUGGAGGGAGAAAGAGAAGGAGACCUAGAAUGCUCUUGACUCAGAAUAAUAGAACCCCACAGAAAAGAGUCCGAUCAAAAGCCUCAAGAAUGCACGGAAAUGAAACUGUGGAUUUUGAGGCUCCUUUACUUCCUGUGACCUGUGGUUCGGCAAAGGGUAUUUUACAUAAGGAGAAAUUGAAACAAGGAUCCUGGGUGAAGUGUAUACAAAGUAAAGGCGGACACUGGCUGACCCCUGGGGAAUUUGAAAACAAAGGCGGCCACGCAAGAGCAAAAUCCUGGAAGAUGAGUGUGCGCUGUGGCGGGUUUCCCCUGCGAAAGCUGAUUGAGGAUGGAUUUCUACCCAAUCCUCCACGAAUACAUUGGCGGAGAAAAAAGAGUGCAGUGAAGUCUAACAACAAUACCUUAGCUGACCCUUAUCUGGGAAACCUGGAUGAAUGCGAGGUGUGCCGGGAUGGAGGGCUUCUGUUCUGCUGUGAUACUUGUUCCAGAGCCUUCCACGAGGACUGUCACAUCCCGCCUGCGGAAACUGAGAGGACCCCGUGGAGUUGCAUCUUCUGCAGGAUGAAGGAGUUUUCAGGAAGCCAACAGUGUCACCGGGAAUCCGAGAUCCUGGAGAGGCAGAUGGGGCCCGAGGAACAGCUGAAAUGCGAAUUCCUCCUCUUGAAAGUCUACUGCUGUUCUGAGAGCUCCUUUUUCGCCAAUAUUCCAUAUUAUUAUUAUAUUAGAGAGGCUUCUCAAAGCCUGAAGGAACCCAUGUGGCUGAACAAAAUCAAGAAAAGGCUGAAUGAGCAGGGUUACCCCCAGGUGGAGGGGUUUGUGCAGGACAUGCGCCUCAUCUUCCAGAACCACAGGGCAUCCUACAAGUACAACAAUUUUGGCCAAAUGGGACUUAGACUGGAGGCUGAAUUUGAGAAGAAUUUUAAGGAAGUGUUUGCUAUUCAGGAGACAAAAGAGAACAGUUGACUGGUGUGGUGGAUGCUGAAGAAGUCCAGGACAUGGGGCCCCCAGAGUAUGCUGCUGCUCACGUCAAACUGGGGAAUAGCAAAUGCAGAGAGGGG